AUUGUAUUAAUGUAAAGUGUAGACAACACGAAAUUACUGGUCGCUGCACAAGUGUUACAUUAUUUUAAUAUUAUCUAAAAUAUAUAAUCAGCUCCACCAUUGUAAAGAGUGUCUGUUAUUAGAACAUUAAUUCACGAUGUUGAGUGAAAAAGUUGUUUUGUUCGUUUUCAUCGGCGUUUUUCAUACAACUGAGCAGGCUUCAGUGAAAGUUUCUGUGUUCUAUGAAACACUAUGUCCUGAUAGUAGAGAUUUCAUUCUCGAACAGUUUUAUCCCUCAUACAAAAAUAUCGGUAGAAAAUUUAUUGAUAUAGAUUUUGUUCCAUAUGGACAUGCGACAGAGUGGAAAGAAAACGGUACUUGGAAAUUCACCUGUCAACAUGGUCCCAAGGAAUGUUUCGGCAACUUGUACCACUCAUGCGCAUUAGCUUUGAAUUCAGAUAAAGAUGCCACCACAAAUUUCGUUAAUUGUUCGAUGGGUGGGGAUCCUAGUUCUGUAAAAUCUCUAGAAGAGUGCAGCAAAAACGCGGGUAUAUCGUGGGAGGAUUUAAAUAAUUGUUACAAAGAUACCGAGAAGUCUUCUGAAUAUUUACACGAAAAUGGGGAAAAAACAAGGGCUGUAGAAAAUACGAAAUUCAUCCCAACUAUCGUACUGAACGAUAAAUUCGACGAAAAUAAUCAAAAGAUGGCGCUGAACGACUUCGCAAAACUGAUUUGCGAUAGUUUAAACAACGAACCCGAAAUAUGCCAGAAGCAACAAAUACAAGCUGAAAUGAUUUGAAAAAAUUAUCAAAUAUACAACAAUUUCUGAUAAAA
Molecule: messenger RNA, 813 nt
Organism: Diorhabda sublineata
Lineage: Eukaryota; Metazoa; Arthropoda; Insecta; Coleoptera; Chrysomelidae
Product: GILT-like protein 1
Exons: 4
Coding region: 137-778 (213 amino acids)
Molecular function (GO): oxidoreductase activity, acting on a sulfur group of donors, disulfide as acceptor
Source: RefSeq, a predicted model, not a curated record